Aspergillus welwitschiae is the source of this 3114-nucleotide messenger RNA. RefSeq lists its product as uncharacterized. The record is from RefSeq and is a predicted model, not a curated record. The transcript has a single exon. The coding region runs from base 2376 to 2669 and encodes 97 amino acids. NCBI's taxonomy places the organism in Eukaryota, Fungi, Ascomycota, Eurotiomycetes, Eurotiales, Aspergillaceae.
UCUACGUAGACGGUAUAUAGUGAUGAUUUAGAUGUUUAGCUUGCAUGAAAUUCUGGUGUUGUCCAUUGCAGGUCUACCUGGUUGAGUAGAGAAGAAUUUAUCUGCCUGGAAAUAAGGGCAGCUCGGAAUGUCACCGAGGCGGUUCCGGGAUUCUAAACUAGUGCAGCAUGAGGGAAGGAUGAUGCUUGAGGGCAGCAUUUCGGUCAGCACUAGGCGUCCAUGCCUCUCUGUAUUGUGUAGAUCGUUAUUCCUGGCUGUAGGGUGACUGACUGACAUCUGGCGCUUUUCGAUGUGUCUACGGAUUAUACUCUACUCCGUACAGCUACAGCAGCAGCAGCACAGCUCGCCUCAAAAAUGGCGUCUGAUGUGUGUCGGACUGAUCAUCGAGACUGAUCCGCCAUGAUAUCAUGCAUCUACACAUCACAAGACUAAUCGAUGUCAGAUGACAAGAUCCAUCCGCCCGCUGCCACUCACUGGCAGACAGAUCACUCACCUGCAGGCGCCUCAAAUCUUGGAGUUCGAGUUCAUCUGCAGAAUGCACCCACAGGGAGUGGCUGAUGUACGCGAGGCCCGUAGCGAUCACAUUCACACACAAUGUAGUGACUCAUAUUUAGUCAGAGCAGCAUGGAAGAUGUGACUUGACACGCAGACCGGGUUUCAGCCUCUCAGUCUGACCGCUCGUUAUUCUGGGGCCGGCACUUGCAGAAUAGAUGGUUGGAUGAAUUUUUAGCAUCCGGGCGAUCUUCCAACUCCGCUGCAGCGAACGAAAGUUGAGACAUGAGAACGCUGCAGCUGGAUAUAAUGCCUCUGAUUUGAUGGACGAAGCCUGCGCGCAUAUCCCGUAUCGACUUACUCCGCAGAUACUUACCUUCCUUGUAGUCCAGGCCGCAGGUACAUCCUCAAUCCCGGAGUAACUACGGCGGCUAUACUCGGUAUACUAUACUGGCGCUUUCUGCACGAAAUCACGCUCUGUCCUUGAUCGACCGGGUUUCCUGCAUUGGCUCAGGGUCCGUGUGGCCUGAAAAGAUAGCGAUGGCUGUGGCUGUGAGGUCGGAGGUAUUAGGAUGGGUAACUGGGUGAGCCAACACGGCAACACCCCCACAGAGUAACGGUGCCAUCGCCGUACAAAACCGAGCCAAUCUCCUCGACGAUUCAUAUUAUGUCCUGGGGCUGAGGGGCAGGGGGCUGGGCUGGUUGCUUACGCGCGUCUCUGCUCGUGGGCAGACCGUGCCAUAGUGUCGGAGCAGUAUACCAAGAGGGAUAACAAUCAAUCGGGGGCCCGAUACCUGAAGCUCGGCUCCGCCGUUUUCCCACUCUUUCCCCCUCGUGCUAAAUCCUUCGCUUAUCGGAUCGAUGGGCUUGGGGGCCGUUGGACUUGGAUAACCUUGUCUUGAUGGCGUAGGAGGGCUCCAUGAAUUGGGGGGUCAUUUCCGCCAGUGUGGCAACUAGAAACACACUUAGUAGACUAGGACAGCGCCCAGAGCGGCGUUAACUACCCCAAAGAGGAAGUCUUUCACAGGAUAGCACAUCCUAGACGGACCCGAGAAACCGGAAUCGAGGUCACCAGGGCCUUGACUAGCAUUCCCAGCUAAGGGGAUCUAAGUGGCGCCAUGGCUAGCAUCGGCGGCACGAUAGAAUCCAGUCAGUCUCAGACUGUGGAAAACCCCCUUGGCCAGAAGGAAUGCAAGAAUGGAGCAGGGUUGACCUUAGGGCUUCCACAUCGUAGCCGAUCAGCAUGCCACAGAACCGAUCAUCCGUCGAGAGGGAAACUGUGAUAAGCUGGCAGGAUAGCAGACAGGGAUAUGGCAGCCGAUGGCGAUGCCUGAGAGGCGGGUUUGGCCACGUUGGGCGGCGGCGGGGAAGGAAACAAUGAUGGGCUAAGUGUGGUGGCGGGUUGCUGGCGAGCAUCCUACCACGCCCUCAUGAUUUACCAUACAGAGAGACUAGCGCUGGCGUGAUCCUACGGGAGUACACGGUGUCCAGCGAGUGGAGGGUCGCUUGAAGCAAGUCGAGAUGUCAAUGGAGGAGAAAAGCUGGAGCCCCUCAGGGGAGGAAUUCCCGCCUCCACUUGGGGAUCCGAAUGGACCCCAUCCAAUAUCGGCGACUCCGUGGAUGACGGAGACGGUGUAGUAGAGUUCAUUGUUUCAAGCAGUCUUUGUUGCAAUGCUUUGUUUCCAGUUUUCCCACGCAGCAAACGCACGCGAUGAUGUGAUGAUGCUGGAGAUCGCUCAACGGCGCGUUGCUCGUCGAAUAUUGCACCAAUCAGUGCUGUAUCCCCGCACUCCCGAUCGAGGCCAUGGCGGUGUCGAUCUUAUUGGGAAGUUCGAGAAGAGUGAUUGGAGAGGAUCAACGGGAGUCAACCAGUAUAUCCAGUAAUGAGUGAGUACUGCGUAGACUGCAGGGGGUGGGAAAGAAGCUGCCUUUGGUCGUGGCAAACCGGGCCGCAUCGAGGCGCGGGUUGGAAUGGGCGCAACUGCAAUCCCUUUCGUACUAUUCAUCUAUCUCACGAUCCACUGGAGUUGGAGAGCAAUCCUCCAUCUUUCUCCUCUCCACCAGUAGGUGGCCUUCCUGCAGACCCUCAAACUUUGAAGCGAGCGUCAGCCAGGCUGCUUGCUAGCCAGCCAGCCAGCAUCAGCACUCGGCAGCUUGACGCCCAACAUGGACGAUAAUCCUGAACCCUGUUGUUGCGCAGCCCGACCGAUUGGCACGUAAAACCCCCGACCGCCAGCCAGCCAGAUGAUCCGCAACGGAAAUGCCCGACCGUCGCAAAGAACAGCCCCAGGAGAAAAAAGAAGGGCUCGGAUCACCAAUCAGUCCGGUUGAUCAGCAUCCCAUCUCGCGUUGGCGAUUUCCCACCUGCAGCAGAUGUCGCUGACUGGCUGGCUCGGCUGCGGGUUACUUUAGUGUCUGUGUGUUCUGGAGUCUUUUAUGUCCUGAUCAUCCCGAGCAUCCACUAAGACCUUUAAGAGUAACAGCCUGUUAGAUGACACUCUUGAGUCUGACAGUAGAGUUAGGAGGAUGGGGUCGAGGAAUGGCAGGACCUACUAUAUUGCAUCUGCUAUGGAGUUAAUAUUCAGCCCUUCCGUUGGUUGGCUGAUUGCUUGAUUGAUGAUG